Debaryomyces hansenii CBS767 is the source of this 1665-nucleotide messenger RNA. Its product is annotated as DEHA2E00726p. Gene Ontology annotation, cellular component: membrane. The transcript has a single exon. The coding region runs from base 1 to 1665 and encodes 554 amino acids. Gene Ontology annotation, molecular function: carbohydrate:proton symporter activity. NCBI's taxonomy places the organism in Eukaryota, Fungi, Ascomycota, Pichiomycetes, Serinales, Debaryomycetaceae. Gene Ontology annotation, biological process: transmembrane transport; carbohydrate transport. The record is from RefSeq and is a predicted model, not a curated record.
AUGAAGAUAGUGAUAAUAAGGGACAUUAUGGAUACUAGAUUGAAUAUGAGUGAUAAGGAUAUUUCUCUAGAAAACUCGAGGAAUGAUUCGGUGAAGACACCUAAAAAUGUUUAUACUCUAGCAGAUGUUACACCCAAGUUUGAAAAAAUAUGGUUUAAAUAUCCUUGGUUGUUACAAUUGAAUAUUUUUCUUUUAGGAGGUAUUUUGGCUCAGGUUACUUCUGGAUAUGAUGGUAGUAUGAUGAACAAUUUGCAGACGCUUCCAAGUUGGAGAAAUUACUUUGAUCAACCAACGGGAAGCAUUUUAAGUACUAUGGCUAAUGGUGUUACAAUUGGUACCUUAAUUUCGAUUCCAUUUACUUGGUUUGUAUGUGAUUAUUUUGGUAGACGGAUAACGAUUAUGUUCGGCUGUAUUGUUGUCAUUAUAGGUGCAGCAAUUCAAGGUGGUGCGGUGAAUUUUGGAAUGUUCACGGCCGCGAGAGUGCUACUUGGUAUUGGUUCAUGUUUUGCAUCAGCAGCUGCUUCACCCUUGUUGGCUGAGACAUCGUAUCCAUCUCAGAGGCCUGUCGUGACAGCGUUGUUGUUAGCAUCAUGGCCAUUUGGAUCUUUUGUUGCUUCUGUAGUUACUUGGGGCCCUUAUCAUUCAAGCAUGAAGUAUAAUAAUUGGUCCUGGAGAAUACCCUCUAUUUUGCAAUGUGCUUUCCCUGCAAUUGAAUUAUUACUUGCUUUUUUUGGUCCAGAAUCACCGAGAUGGUUGAUCGACAAAGGCAGAAGUGAUGAAGCUGAAGCUUUUUUUAUAAAAUAUCAUGCUGGAGGCGAUUCGAGUAGUCCGUUAGUGAGUUAUGAAAUGGCCGAAAUAAAAGCUAUUAUCGAACAAGAAAAGGUCCAAAAAAAGAGCAAAUGGAGUGAAUGGUUCAGGACAAAACAACGUCUCCGUAGGUUGUUUAUUGUUUUGGCAGUCCCAGCAAUGGCACAACUAUGUGGAAAUGCACUUAUUUCAUAUUACUUGCAAAUAGUUUUGACCAAUAUUGGUAUCACUGAAACAAAUGACCAACUUAAAAUUAAUAUUGGAAUGACAGUCUACGGUUUAGUAUGGUCUGUUGGUUGCGCAACAUUUGUCGACAAGUUCAAACGUAAGCAUACUUUUAUUGGAGGCUAUAUCCUAAUGUGUAUUACAUAUGUUGUUUGGACUAUAUUAUCUGCAAUUAAUCAACAGGGUGAUUUCGAAAAUAAGGGUCUAGGAAGAGGUGUCGUUGCUAUGAUUUAUCUUUUCCUGGGGUUUUAUCAUAUUGUAUCUCCUGUAUCUAUGACUUUCGUUAUGGAAGUUUGCCCUUUCCAUUUGAGAGCACAAGGAGCUACUCUCUAUCAACUUUCUGGAAAUGUAAUUGGUUUCUUUAAUAAUUAUGUGAACAACAUUGCGAUGCAGGCUAUAACUUGGAGAUACUAUAUUGUAUGGUGUAUCUGGCUAGUGGUGCAAAUGAACAUCGUAUACUGGAUAUUCCCAGAAACUAAAGGUUUGGGUUUAGAAGAAGUUGCCCAAGUAUUCGGAGAGGAUGUAACCGCCGGCUACAAGGCUGGUGAUCAUGCACUUGAAUACGGAAUUGAGGAGGUAAACAAAGAUGAUGUGUCUGUUGAACACAUUGAAGAGAAAGUAGAUAAAAACUAA